Molecule: messenger RNA, 1309 nt
Organism: Neltuma alba
Lineage: Eukaryota; Viridiplantae; Streptophyta; Magnoliopsida; Fabales; Fabaceae
Product: syntaxin-52-like
Exons: 6
Coding region: 248-949 (233 amino acids)
Biological process (GO): intracellular protein transport; vesicle fusion; vesicle-mediated transport
Cellular component (GO): SNARE complex; endomembrane system; membrane
Molecular function (GO): SNARE binding; SNAP receptor activity
Source: RefSeq, a predicted model, not a curated record
CGAUGCUUAUCGCGCAAUCGCCACGAAAAACGACACGGCGGUGAUAAAGCAUUUUCAACGGCAAGGCUUCAUACUUGGGCGAGGUAGACGACGACGGGAGCGGACAAAAGUCGCCGGUUGGUGGUCGAGCCGUACGUAACGCUCUGUGAAUCUUGAUCGCGUGUAGAAGAUAUUAAAUUGAUCGCCAUCCUCGAACCCCCAUCCUCUAGAAUCCCCCAGACGAGAAUUCUCGCCUCCUUAAAGGCCAAUGGCAUCGUCUUCAGACUCAUGGAUGAAGGAAUAUAAUGAAGCCGUGAAACUUGCUGAUGAUAUCAGUGGCAUGAUUUCUGAACGGACUUCGUUUGCUACAUCUGGACCUGAAACCCAGCGCCAUGCAUCUGCUAUAAGAAGGAAGAUAACAAUAUUAGGGACUAGACUUGAUAGCUUGCAAUCCCUUCUGUCAAAGCUUCCUGGGAAACAGCCUAUAUCUGACAAGGAGCUGAAUCGGCGUAAGGACAUGAUUGCAAAUUUGAGGUCAAAAGUUAACCAAAUGGCAUCAACAUUGAAUAUGUCUGGCUUUGCAAACAGGGAUAGUUUGCUUGGACCAGAUACAAAACCGGCUGAUGCCAUGACCAGAACAGUUGGCUUGGAUAACGGUGGACUUGUUGGACUUCAACGGCAAAUUAUGAGCGAGCAAGAUGAGGGCCUUGAGAAAUUGGAGCAGACUGUAACAAGUACAAAACAUAUUGCACUGGCUGUAAAUGAAGAACUGGAUUUACACACAAGACUCAUUGAUGACUUGGACCAGCAAGUAGAUGUUACAGAUUCUCGGCUGCGGAGGGUGCAGAAGAACUUGGCAGUUUUGAAUAAGCGUACGAAGGGUGGUUGCUCCUGCUUGUGUUUGCUUUUAGCAGUUGUUGGUAUAGUGGUUUUGGUUGGUGUUAUAUUUCUGUUGAUCAAAUUUUUGUAAGGAUACUGAUUCUGGAGUUGGCAAAAAAAGUAAUGAUACUGAUUCAGGGACUCGAUUGCCUUCUCCUCUCACCUAUGUGUCUUGUUGUGAGUUGUUAUACUGUAACUGGGUUUCCUGACUUUUUUUAUGAGUGAUUUGUCACCGCCUUUGAAGUCGUUGAAGUCUUGGAAGGCUUUGUAAGAUAACUAUAUGCUUACUGGCAGAUUCUACUGUUGUGUGCGUGUCUGCUGUCUAUCUAUUUUGUAAUUGUGUGAAUGCUUAAGCCUGCACUUGAUCACUUGAUCACUUGUUCCUAGCCAGAAGGCCCAGACAUUAAUAUUGGUUCCUAUCUCAGAACCUGGGAUGCCAUUUUUCUUUGGA